Thamnophis elegans (Western terrestrial garter snake) is the source of this 2060-nucleotide messenger RNA. RefSeq names its product RNA polymerase III subunit D (gene POLR3D). Bases 165 to 1352 code for a protein of 395 amino acids. The transcript is spliced from 9 exons. Gene Ontology annotation, cellular component: RNA polymerase III complex. Gene Ontology annotation, molecular function: DNA binding. Gene Ontology annotation, biological process: transcription by RNA polymerase III. NCBI's taxonomy places the organism in Eukaryota, Metazoa, Chordata, Lepidosauria, Squamata, Natricidae. The record is from RefSeq and is a predicted model, not a curated record.
CGUGGAGCGUAGGCUAAGAUGGCGGCUGAACGGCGCGCGCAUGCGCCCUGAAAAGAGACGAAGAGAGUUUUUAGGGCCGCCGGAGAAACCUGAAGGGAGGCUGAAGCCGUCUUGGGUCGACCGGGAGAGGAGACGAGGCGAGGGGGCGCUUUCCAUCCUGCAAGAUGUCCGAAGGAACUUCAAGUGGCGAUCCCGAGAGUGCCCGGCCCUCACUUCCUGCUGCUCGAGGGCUAAUAGGGAGAAGGACUCCCGCGCCAAUCUCGGCAGGCCGCCUACCCUCCAUCCGCUCCCGAGAUCUUACCCUUGGUGGGGUCAAAAAGAAAACCUUUGCCCCUAACAUCAUUAGCAGGAAAAUCAAAGAAGAGCCCAAGGAGGACCUUUCUGCCACAAAAGAGAAGAAGGACCGGGAUCGAGAUCGGCAGAGGGAAAGUCAUGGACGAGGCAGAGGGAGGCCAGAAGUUAUUCAGUCGCACUCCAUCUUUGAGCAAGGCCCAGCGGAAAUGAUGAGGAAGAAAGGUACCUGGGAUAAGUCUGUGGAUAUGUCUGACUUUGGCCCAUCCCACAUCAUCAACAUAAAGAAAGAGAAGAGGGAGACGGAUGAAGAGACUAAGAAGAUCCUGCGCAUGUUGGAGAAAGAUGAUUUCCUGGAUGACCCAGGCUUGAAAAAUGACAUUCGAAACAAGCCAGUUCAGCUGCCGCUGGCACAUUCUGGUUGGCUCUUCAAAGAAGAAGGGGAUGACCAGGAGGACAGCAAGCUCUCGAACGUCAGCCAUAAAGAGGAGGAGCCGGAAACGGGUGUCUCUUCGGUGAAAGUGAAAGAAGAACCCCACGACGAAGAGGAGACGCCAUGUGCCCAGGCUCCGGCACCCACCAAAACCCCUCCUCCCUUCCCGCACGAUGUCUCCCUGGCGGAGCUGCUGCCGCGAUUGAGUCUCUCCAAGGAGGAAGAGCUGCUCUUCCUGCAACUGCCAGACACGCUCCCGGGACAGCCGCCCACACAGGACACGAAGCCGCUGAAGACAGAGGUGCAGAACGAGGAUGGGCAGAUGAUGGUGAUAAAGCAGGAGAAAACCCAGGAGACCAAGGAAGCAGAGAAUACCUGCACCCUGGGGGAUCUCUCCGAAGGGCAGGUGGGGAAGUUGCUGAUCCGCAAAUCAGGAAAGGUGCAACUUGUCCUCGGCCAGGUGACUCUUGAUGUAACUACUGGAACACCCUGCUCCUUUCUUCAGGAGCUGGUGUCGGUCAGCAUCGGAGACAAUCGGAGUGGCGAAAUAAUCGUCCUGGGCCACGUCAAGCACAAGCUGGUUUGCUCUCCAGAUUUUGAAUCCUUGCUGGCCUACAAGCAUCGAUAGGGCUGCUGCAAAACUCCUGGCUAGGGUUAGCUGCGUGUCCUGCCUAAAACAGCAAUGAUUUGGUCUCUCUCCCUGUCCCCGAGUUUGAGUGCCUGUCCCUGAAUUUGAGGAAGAUAGGAGCGUCUUCCAGGAAGAACUCUGCCUGAAGAGAUUGGCAACAGUCAUGGGAACGAGACUAUUGACGAACAUCUGGUUGUCAGAGAUGAUCUGGAGCUCUGGAAUCUUCCUCUGGAGGAAGGGGAAAGGAUCUGAUGCCAAGGACUUGCUGCAUCCUUCCUCCCAGUUCCAUACAUGAUAUGGCUUGCCUUACCCUUGUAAUGACUUUUUAAUAACUUAAUUGCACACACUACCCGGUGAUACGAUCCCAAAGGGGAGAAUAGGAAAGACGUGAGUCUUGGAGUCAAGCUUACCUGUUUAGCAGCUGUUUUCCUGCAGAUGCUAGAAAAGAUGUCGCCAUUCCAAACAUCCGUAGGAGAUCAUACAAGGACGCCUUUUCUCUUUCGCCUUCUGGAGCUUUACCACCACACAGGGCAGUAGGAGAAAAGGGUGCAGCGGGAGAGGUUUGGGAAGACACAUUAGACUGUGUCUUCUGUAGUGAGAUAUCCUGUACAUCUCUUGUGGUUCAGACCAGCUCAUCAGGCACCUGGUGAGGUUUUUUUUCUCCUUUCUCUCUCUCUCUCUCUCUCUCUCUCUCUCUCUCUCUCUCUC